AUGCUGUUGCUUAUUUCGUUGGCUUUUUUCUAUUUCCGUAAUGCAGAAACAGCUUGUGUUCCAAUGGAAGAACAACAAAAAGGUAAGCAAAAAUAUACCACGAUUUAAAACGCGAAAGUCAGAGGAAUAAAAAUAAUGUGCUCCACGGAAAUUAAUUUCCAACAAAACUAGAUAAGACGGCUUAUAAUUAAGGAGGGGCCGGCGAAAUGGGUGUCUGUGCUGACAUAAUCUUUCCAUAUUAGUUGAGUAGGAUCUCGUUGAUUCCAUUUUUCAGCAGCUCUAAAUUGGAGUAAUCGAUGCUGCUUCUAUUCCUCAUCAUGAAGCUGUCUAAUCGCAUACUAGUCAGCCAAAUGAUUUUAAUUAUUAAUUAUUACCGAACACGGGAUAGUGAUUGUCGUCUGUUUGCUUAAAUUGGUCGACGUUUCGGCUCUAACUUCGGCUUAGCAAGGCCUUCGUCCGUUUGAAUAAAUGUAUUAGUUGUUAUCCAAGAUUUAUUAUCAUUAUCACUAUCAUCAUCAUCAUCAUCAUGAUCAUCAUCGUCAUCAUCAUCAUAAUCAUAAUAAUCAUCAUCGUCAUUAUCAACAUCAACAUUACUUUUCUCUCCAAACCUCGCUCGAUAGCUGUCGUGGCUGUUCUAGGACUUUGGAUCCGCUAAAGACAACCAAGCUUCCAAAAGGAGACACCUCAUGAAAAUCAGGCUAGUUAGCUUUCGUAUAUAUAACAAUGGAUUUCGGUGGACAACUUCCACUAACUCCAUCCGCUCUCUGGUAUUCCCCAAAUGAAGAGCUUGCAAUGCUUGCCAGCUUUUGUUACUUCGACGAGAAAAGCAGAACCUUUCAAUGUAUGUGGUUUGCAAUAGAAUGAUAUAGUAGAUGUAACGGAGGACUGGCCACUUCCGUCUCUGGUAGGGAUAGGCGAGAUCCAUGGGGAAAUGACCAUCAUGGUAGUGUUGUAGUGCUGCAAUUUGUUUUAUAAAUUAUGCUUUGUCACGCCAAAACUAUUUAGUAGUAAAAAUUAUACGACUGUACAAUUUGUCCUCAUAAACAAAAUAUAAAUGUAUGAUGAUGUUAUUAUGGCAGUUGAUAUAUCAUAGUUAGGGGCAAAUGAGGUGUACUUAAGUAGAAAAUAAAGAGUCGAAGAUAUUUGUUUUCCCUUCCUUAGGUAUGCGCAAAGUCUACUGAUGGUUUUUGCUAACCUAAUAUUUAACCAUUUACAGUUCCUACAGCUCCUUCACUGACUAUCAACACUCUUGAGUUCCCAGAUGAUCACGUGUUGCUCGUGGGAUACAGCGUAACAAUAGUUUGCACUAGCAACGCUUCCAAAGAAAACUAUGGCAUUCCAAGUUUCGGCCAACCGUAUUGGAUCCACUUCUACUUCAAUGAUAAUCCUUUUAAAAUAAAAGAAUGCGGUGGUAGAACAAAUGAUAUUGAAGAAAGCAAAGUUUGUACCCAUGUAAUUAACAAUGCAUCAAGAAGUGAUUCUGGUAAUUACACUUGUUGGGCAAAUAAUCAAUUGCAAUGUACGGCGGGCUCUAUAGAGCUAGUGUUUAAAGGUAAGCAGUGAAGUAUAUAUUUGUACUUUUUAUUAUACCUCCAUCAAGAAGUGGUCAUGAUUCUGGUAAUUAUAUUUCUUGGGCAAAUAAUCAAUAAUAAUAAAAUAAAUAAAUAAAUAAUUUACUAUAGCGCCUUUUAACAUAAAAAUGAUCAAAAGCGCUUUACAUUAAUGAUGAUUAAAAUUAUAGAAGGAAUCUAUGAUAGAUAAAACCGAAUAAAAGUAAUAUGCUGAUAAAAAUACAUACAGAUAAAUAAAAUAAAAGUGAAAAUAAAAUCAAGUUAAAACUACAUAAAAGCUUAUAUCAAAAGGUAUGAUUUGAUAUGUCUCUUAAGUUACCCGAUAUCACGGAUAUGCGCGAGACGGUUGUUCUUCAAUUUAAGAGCGGCAGCGGAAAACUAUCUAGCGCCUAAUGUUGCCAGCAUACGCGUCUUAGGAUGUUCUAAAACAGUGGAGUGAUGCCAUCUUAAUGAAUAUGAAGAAGAGGUCCUAAUGCUAACCAUAUCGCUUAUGUAUCCAGGUGACAUGCCAUGAAUGGCCUUAAGUGAUAAUUACAGCUUUAAAAUAGAUACGGUAAAUCACUGGCAGCGAUAGCCAAUAAAGAUUAGAAAGAGCUGGCGAAAUGGCGAGAUACGGUCGUUAAGUCUUGCCGCAGUGUUCUGAAAGGAUGUUAUGAAUAUGAUAGACACAGGCUUUACCCAUUAUUUGUUUAAUAUGAUUGUUCAUACUUAGUUAAUUGUCAAUAAAUGCCCCCAAGUUUCUAGCAUUCAACGAAGCAUCAAUAGUAUAAUCACCAACUUGUAGACUGAAGGCGCCAAGUUUAUUGAGCUGCUGUCUAGUCUCGAUGACGAGAAAUUCACUUUCAUCGUCAAUUAGUAGCAACCUUCCAUCAGUCAGCGAUUUCCGUAAGGCACGUAUGCACUCCUCCAUAGCACGCAGUGCCUCAUCUUGUGCGUUAUCGUCAUCUUCUCUGAAACUGAGUUUCAGCUGCGUGUCGUCCGCGAAACAAUGAACUUGUGGAAGAUGACGCUCAAUAAUCUUAAACAGCGAGGAUGUUUAAAUGACGAACAGCAAGGGUCCCAGACAAGAACCCUGAGGUAUGCCACAGCCAGGUGAGAACUGUCUGAGAAGCGAUCCAUCGAUGGCUGACUCCGAUUCGACAGAUAUGAGCUGAACCAGUAAAGCAUUUUCCCACGUAUGCCGACAUCCCUGUGCUGACGCUCCAACAAGAUAUUAAGGAGUUUAAGGUGGCUGAACACAGUUUUGGCAGUUUGAAAGUAAAUGUCAUUUGCCAAAUCAUAGCAAGAGAAAGGUUGCAGCUCACAAGCUGAAACUUGGCAAGUGAAAAAUAUACUGAUAAAAGAUUUUGAUGGACGGUUAAAAUUUGACGUUUUUGUAGUUUCCAUGGCAACAUCAAAGAAUUGAAUACAACCUUAAAAUUUCCUUUUUGCUCAGUUUACAUAAAACUCGCUCAUUAGAUUUUCCUAUAAACUUGCACACACCUUACUAUAAGUAAUCAUUACCAUUUGAAACUUAUUUGACCAAAUUUUAACAGACGGGUUUUUAGAUAAUCAACAAUAUAAUUGUACUGUAAUUAUUCAAUGUGUCACAAAAUUCGUCUGUUCAACUUCCGUUUUAAUGUUCUCAUUAUUUGAAAUAUGAUAAAAGUAAAAAUUCUGCCAAAUAUCACAAAAUUUUAAUGAGUAGAUUUUGAGAAAUCGUCGUCUGUGUAACAUUGCUUUAAAAAGUCAAAAACAAGAGCGGUCUCACAACGGUCACGCAUUCUUUCCUUAACACGCAUGCGCAGUACAUAGGAUUUCUCGGAAUCUUUCGCAGACUCGUGUUUGGCUUUGGUUGUUUUUCACUCAGGAUUUUCUACAUCACAUGUGCUUUUAUCGCUGAAUGGGACCGUAUUUGUUGGCAUAAGACACAGUCUACAAGUAAAACUAAGAGUUGAAUUCAACUCUGAAUUUUUUUGAAAUGGUUUAGAAUUACAUGUAAUGUCAACGGGUCUGCAGUUCCACGAACACNAUUAGCAAAUGAACCCGUCUGUAGAGAGAGAUUAAUGAUUUGGUGAUAACAGGCACCAGAAUAUCAAUGCAGCCGACAACGAGAGGCGUAGGUAUUUGGUAAAUUGAGUAGGAUUUCUUAAGCGCGGCCUCAACGAGCUUUCUGGACUUCCGAUUCAUUAAAUACUCUGAAACCAUCCAUAGUUGCGCAACAGGUGAGUCCGCUAAACAUUUCUCAUUGCCAGGCGACACUGUCGUAGCCAUGUUAUCAAGCUUGUUUUGUAUUACCACAACCUUCGGAGCGAAAAAAUCACCAAACUUAUAAGCAAGUACUACCUUGUCUGUAAAAGGAGGAUAUUGAGUUAUUCGAGCCACGCCAAGCAAUCUACUCGUUAAAGAGAAAAGCUUCUUCUGGUCGCCACUGCUCUUGUAAAUGAGGUCUUUGUAAAACACCCUGCGUGCAACAUUCAUCAGGUUGUUCGAUUUGUUUCUGAGACCCUUGAACGCUCGCAUAUCGGCCGCCUGGCCUGAGAGGCGCUUGUAGGUCCCCUGUGCAACGACGGCAGACAAAUGUACAAAAAAGCGUGCUGAACGUGCAAAGUUCUUGUUCUGCUAAUCUAAACAUACUACAUUUUUUCCCGUUCUCUUUGCCGUCGCCGUCGUCGUUGCCGGCUUAAGGUCCCUAGCUGCAUUGUACGCGGGCUCUAUAUAUUAAGAGCUAGUGUUUAAUAGCCUGCGCAGCUGGCGGUAUUGUGUGAUUAAAGUUUUGGCGGCGGAGCCGUGAUCCAAAAAAUGGAGUUGGGAUGAGGCGUUUAUUUCUCGCGGCUCCGCCGCCAAAUCUCACUCGACUAGUACACAAUACCGCCAGCUACGCAGUCUAGUGUUUAAAGGUAAGCAGUGAAAUUAUCCACCUUAAGGUUUUCUGAUUUCCUCUAGAUUUUCUUUAAACUUGCUGCAUAGAAGUGUCUGAUCAAGAAACACCAGUCGUUUAAUCAUAGUCAACUGAAAUCAGUUAGUAAACAAUUUAUUACAUUUAGAUACGAACUCGUUAAUAAAAUAGGCGAAAACUCCGUUCUUGCAAUUUUUAUAGGUAAAUGAGCUUGUUCUGGGCGAAAUAAUGAUACACAGAUAAAUAUUUUGUUUUCCUUUUGUACAACAUCUAAGUUUAAUGUUAAGUUCUGUUGUUAUGAUCUAGAGAGCUCCUCCCCAAUUUUUACUGUCAACCCUCCGGCUAAGAAGUUUAUUUCUCGUGGAGGAAGAGCGAACUUGACCUGCAAGGCAGUAGGUAUUCCAAACCCCGUGAUUACAUGGUACAAGGAUGGGAUUCCUGUGCCCGAGGCAAACAUCGCCGAAGCAAGAGGUCUCUCGACCUUAACUUUGGAAUUGGUCACAGCACUUCACCAAGGGGAAUACUGGUGCGAGGCAAGAAACUCGCAAGGAUGGAGCAGAUCCUCUAGUACAAUACUGAGUAUGAAGCAAAGUAAGUUGUUAUAAACGGAUAUUUUCAGUUUUAAAGUUCUGUUUUUCCUUCUUUUUUCGCUCGAACACCAGUAAAAUAAAAGACACGAAAGUUCUGAUUUGAGUGCAAAGCACUGUCUUCAUCGUAUCGCAUAUUAAAAAUUAAAUUUAUACCUUGGAGAAUACGAUGGAUAACUGUCACCACCUUCGAUAAGUAAUUAAAGAGUCUUUGGUGCAAUUCAGUGUUGCGUGACUCCCGCGGCUACUUCGUAGCCAGCCAUAGGUUCCAAACAUUGUAUUUUUUAUUCGUAGGCGAGUGCUCCUUUAAGAUCCUGUGAACGAGUUGCAUGUCGUCCUUUUAGCUCAUGGGCGUCAUAAAAUGAAUUAACGGGCCAGUUAAAAAUCAGCUGAAUCCAGCCUGGUAUCUAGGUGUUCUAUCUUGCUUCCUAAUCCGGCGUGCCUAACAGCUCACGGUAGUCGGCCACGUUUAACCGAGCCCGGAGCGCUUGGGGACUAGGGUGGGUUAAGGCAUUCAAGUGGCUGAUUCCCUCUACUAAAAAUGGCAAACAAAAGUAAAGAAUUCACUGAUGUAAAUUCAUUUUGAGUUUCAGUUCGCUAAGAAAUAAAUGAGUGCAUAGCUACUGAGAUACACUGGAGUAAUAAGAUUUGUUUCAUUUUUCUACCAGGGCCAACAAUUUCACUUUAUCCGCAAAACGUGGUAGUAUCCUUAAAGCAAAAUAUCACCAUGGUUCCCUUCGCUUGUAAAGCCGCCGGAUCACCUCCACCUGUAGUUACUUGGUUAAAGAACAACUCUACACAGCCCAAUGGAACAGUGCUUGAAAUUGAUGGAAUUUCAUGGCUCAUUCUUGUUUUAGUGGAAAUACAGAACAGCGAAGAUAGCUACGUCUGCGUUGCUAGGAAUUCAGAAGGGGAAGCUUAUUCCUCAGAAGCAAUGGUGAUCAAUACAAUACCAGGUGCGGACAAUAAUUUAUGGCUGUUGCAAAGAUAUGUUUACCCUUAAAGGUAAGCUCCAUUUCCACCGCUCGUCCGAGUCCGGUAUGAGUGCAGUUGGUUAUCGAGCGUACCUUCCUAGUAAAAGCUAAGGGAAUCUGACCGUAAGCAAGGGCGCGGCAUUUCGAAAGGGUUAACUGAAUGCACUUAAGACCAAUUACAUUUAUAAGACAUAAUAAUGAAGCAUCAAUGGUGGAGACAAGGACGCGCCUUCGCCUGCUCUCGGCUCUCUACAUCUUAGCCACCUUGAACUUCCUUCUUAACCACUUCGUUUACCACCCAUCAAGUGCUAACAACGUUGCGAAUCUAAGGACGAACACUUGAAAGAAAACAAUUGCUACAUUUCCCUCCUAUACUGUGUUUUCUGAGACUCGGCCAGUUCGUCGUCGGUUUUUACAACUCUCGAAUUACUCCGCAUCUUUCAACCCCGUUGUAUUGCUCGAGAUUGCACGCUGUGGUGAUAUACACCAGGAGCUGAACGUUAAAUCUUAUGGCUGAGCUUCCAAUAAAAAAAUGAAAAAAAAAAAAAAACAAUCAAAUCAGCAAUAACAAAGGACUAAGUUUAAGCAGUCCGGGUUUUUAAAAGACGAAUCCACCACGGCCCAGUUACUUCAAUCUUUCAUAACAUAGGCGAAAAGCUGGACAACCGAGUGUAAGUUGAUGCUAUCUAUCUUGAAUUCGCUAAAGCCUUUGACAGGGUAAACCACAGUGCUGUUUAGAAACUCUACCGAUUCGACAUCUGCGGUACCCAGUGUUGUCCUGGUUCGAACACUAUUUCACUGACCGUGUCCAAAGGGUUGCCUUUCUCAGCGUCAACCCUGAACCUCUCCCAUUAUUAUCAGGCGUCCCGCAAGGAUCAAUACUUGGACCACUCUUGUUCCUCAUAUAUAAGGUGGGCCCCAGGCGACGAUCGAAUAGUAUCCCAUGAUGCACCUCGAUUCAUGUUGUAUUAUCACUGCGGACGUGACACAUCAUUAUCAGUAAUCUUCAGCACGCGUGAAGUGAACAUCGAUCGCAGUGCUCGAUGUGGAUGUUUUCCAAACGUGUGUCGGUUCAGCAGCUUCUACUUUUGAGAUUAUCGAGGUGGCUUAUAUUCACUGUCCUUUAAAGGAGAAUUUCAGCGUUACUUUGAUCAAGAAGGGUUUUACAUGUAUUUCACUGAUCUGUCGAGAACUCCUUUGUGCGCUCGGUCGCACUGUAAACACAAAGUAUAAGACUCGGCAAUUGAUAAGCUUCGAUAGGUUCACUGAUCAGAACAGUACCCAGGCCAGAGGAGAACCAAAACUAUGACUGAUCUAUAAAGUGGUUCCAACAAAACAGCCGCUACGCUGUGAAGCUAAUUACCAAAGGAGAAUUUAUUACAGCAUCGCGCUGAAAGGAGCUGAAGUUUACAACGGCAGUUACAAAUAAAAUUUAACCUAUCGAUGCGACAAACAAUUCUCUGAAGCACAAUCUACUCGGUACUGACUCAAGCAAUCAUCAAGGAAAUUUCCUGGCCAGAAUACUGAUCUGUUCUUUUGAAUAAAUAAAGUUUCUGAUGUUUCUUUUUCAAAUUCUGAGCAGGCCUGUUUACGUUGUGCCGGCUUGCAUGCUGCGUGAUACCUUUCUUUAGGUUGUUUUCACACUGAAACACACCAUUAUGCACCGCUCCUUCUUCGAAUUAAAAAUAAUUAUAGACAAAUUCCUUUUAAAAAUAACCUCUUUGAAAAUACAAAGUGAUUGCUUCGGCAUAAAUAUUAAAGCGCUCUCGAAAGCGCCCAACAGAUUGUAGCCUUCAGCAGGCUUUACACAUAUAUUAUGACACAUGGCGUUGAAAUGUGAUAAAAGAUUCGAAAUUUAAGCCAUCUUUGGUCGACAAAAAAGUCUUCAAAAUGUGGGUACUUCUGGGUACUUCUUAGCCUGUACAAUAUUCAGGACUUCAUUUUGCUGGCGUGACGUCCACAUUUCGAAGAUUUCAACGUAUAUUCCAAAAAAUCUUGAAUAUUCAUGACCUUGUUGUGGGUCAGUGAACACUUUGUGAUGGGAAGACUACUUGAAACCGUGAAAAUAAAUGUUUCUGUGCGGAAACUUCGCUCUUAAGCCGUUGCAAAUCGGAGAAAUCAUGUCAAAUAACGAAAUAAUGUAAUUUUCUUACUUUUACUGGAAAUCGAGUGAGAAAAAAGCCGACGAGAAAACGACCUUAUUUCAUGAUGGAAUCUGCCAUGACUGCGAUAUUGCGUGAUGCUUCUGGAAAAAUGCAUCAUGGGAUACUAUUCGCUCGUCGUCUGGGUGGGCCCCUUGAGCUCUCAAUUUUAUCCUUGACAUCGAAAGAAUUAGGCAGCGCGCAAAAAAAAAAUCAUUUUGUCUUUGCCGUAUCGGUCCGAACCAAGCAAAGACUAUGGAAAAAUGAGCCUCUAUCUUUUUGUUAUUGGCAUGAAUUUUUAGAUCUGGUGUAUGUAUUCAGAUGAAUAGUUAGUCUAUCGGAUUCUUUUAUUUCGGUAAUUUACCCACAUGCACUAGACCCAGGCGCUCUGAUUCCUCUCAAGGUACUCCGCGCCAUACGAUUAGAGCCUUUGAGAACAGUUUUUACUGGAAGACUUCCAAGGAACCUGGAACACUUUAUCAGCCCGCCUCUAGAACUUUAACUGUUCAGUAGCGCACUUUAAGAAAGAACUUUUUAAUUACUGUUUGUUUCUUAUUAAGUCUGAGUGGUUAUGAUUCCUCCACCCCCACCCCGCCCCCCUCCCCCCCCCCUUAACGCAAGACCUACAAGACUAUGUGUAUCAAGUGCCACACUAGUCGGCCAUUGACCCGCUUGCUCGAUGGAAUGUGUUGUUGAUUCUUUUAUCAGUGUUUACAAGCCCUAUUAUGUUUGUUAUUGCGGUUUCUGUUGUUUUUAAUGCAUUGUUACUAAGUUACUAUUGUGUGUAUAAGUAGUGUUUUUUUUAUUGCCCACGUAAUGGAGCUCGCUCUGUGAGAUAUCUUAGCGCAGAUUUUUAAAUAAAAUAAAUAAUUAAUUAAUUAAAAAUGAAGAUCAAUUUCCCAAUUGAUAAGAUUCGACGAUGAUAUGCAUAUACUUUUGUAGCAUCAAAGACGUUUUAAGUUCUGACUCUCGCUGUGUCUAAUAGCUUAUUGUUUAAACUUGUAAUAUUCAGACACUAUAAGCGUUGCUGACGUUUUUCAAGAGGAGGUUGGGAAAGUGUUCGAGUAUAGUGGGAGUUGCCAAACGGCUGUAGGAAAGCUCUUCUUCAUUUCGGGUGGCAAAAGGAGAUCAAAUGGAGAGCUUGACAAGCUAGGCUAAAAACAAUCUCUAUUCAGUCCCUAGAGAAUGUUACGUUCCCUUGUUAGUUCAAAAUAGCAGCUAUUUAAAAUAUAAAUUACAACUUUUCUCUUAAAAAAACUUCAGAUAUAGGCCCUUCAAUAUAUCGGCACCCAGAAAAUCGCACAGCCUCUCCUGGUGAUCACGUGGUAUUUACAUGCGCUGUCGAAGGACUGCCGGCCCCUUCGAUUAUUUGGCUGAGAGAUGGAUUGGAAGUGACUGACAGAAAGGCCAAGACAUACCAGGGAAGAGACAGUAUCAUUUCAGAACUGCAUAUUGCCUCCGUUGAAAAACACCAUUUUGGUAAAUAUACAUGUCAGGCAGCGAACACAAUAGGAAUUGUUGUCUCAAAGGAUGCAUUGCUUUCUUUAGCAGGAAGG
Molecule: messenger RNA, 9707 nt
Organism: Porites evermanni
Lineage: Eukaryota; Metazoa; Cnidaria; Anthozoa; Scleractinia; Poritidae
Source: the annotation of a GenBank genome assembly